AUGUGUCGAUCAUUGCUCCACGAGGCUCGAUCUAUCCAAGCCUCUGGAUCGCGCCCCACCUCUGACCUCUCCUCCUUUCUGGCACCACCGCUCCUCCUAAGAGAUCUUGUGCACCAGAAACUGCAGCAGCUGCUCCAAGGUCUCCGCUGGAAGGCCAUCUGUGAGGGCAGGUUGCAGCUCCAGACCUGGGUCUGGGCCCUCCCCAGGGUCCUGCGCUUUGCCUUGGAGGAGCCCAGGCAUGAUUUGCCAGAACAGGAGAUGUUCCAGAUGAGAGCGGGUGAACCCAGCUGUCACCAGGACCUCAGUGUCAUCAAGGACCAGCUGAACGUGUCCCACAUUGACCAGGCUGCUGGGCACCUGCGGGCCCUCCUGGAGGAAGAGUGCCAUGCGCUGGAGAGGGAGAUUCCCAUCCCGCAGCGCUGCUUGGAAGACGAGUAUUCAGGGGCCCCUCAGCCCUCUGAGGCAAGCCUAGAGCCCACCCUGGCAGGCAGAACCUCUCCUCGAGCUAAAGGACAGAAGGCAGCCAUGCAACAAGAGCCGCAGGCACCCCUCAGGCCUUCCUGUGUCUCCCCCAGCCACAGGUAA
This is a messenger RNA of Rangifer tarandus platyrhynchus (Svalbard reindeer), 585 nucleotides long. The record is from the annotation of a GenBank genome assembly. Lineage: Eukaryota; Metazoa; Chordata; Mammalia; Artiodactyla; Cervidae.